UAUCUGAAUUGAUCAGACAUUUGCCUCUGAAUAGUUAAGCAAUAUACUAGCUCUUAAUGGUUCAGACCUCUUACUGGUUCAGCACUUAAUGAUUCAGACCUCUUACUGGUUCAGCACUUACCCAUUCAGAAGUUGCCAAACAGCCCCUUAAUAUGUAUGGAUUCCUACUUCAGACUGUUUGUUUCAGCCUCUUAAUGGUUCUGAUGUCUGAAUGGUUAAGAGAGAUUUGCCUCUGAAUGGUUAAGUAUUAUACAGAGUCUGAAUGGUUAAGACCUCUUAUCUGAAUUGAUCAGACAUUUGCCUCUGAAUAGUUAAGCAAUAUACUAGCUCUUAAUGGUUCAGACCUCUUACUGGUUCAGCACUUAAUGGUUCAGACCUCUUACUGGUUCAACACUUACCUAUUCAGAAGUUGCCAAACAGUUCUUAAGUCUUACUUACUUAUUUUUAAACAAGUUUUUUCGUAUCUUCAUUUUUACCGAAUUACUUACAAAAUUAUUUCUCAUCUAUUAUGAAUUUCCUUAAAUGACUUAUAUAUCAUUUAAGUCAUUUAAUCUAGAUGAAAGAAAUUUUAAUUUAUAAACAAUUUAUAAAUUAAAAAUGAUUUAUAAGCAAUAAAUCAAAAAAAAUUAGGAGAGCUCACAUUCAUUUGAUGGGUACAAGUUGCAAAAGAGAACAAUUCGAAUUUCAAACCUCAAAAAGAGGGGAAUCCCCAAAUCGAUAAAAUUUCCCUGCACUCAAAGCCACUCUUAAAGCCUUGUUUGGCUACCGGCAUAAAUCCCAUUCUUUCCGUUCCUCCCCCCUUUGCACUGCACUCUACUAAUUUACAGGAGUGGAGUGAAAUGGGCGAAGAAAAGGAAAUGGAAAACGAGGCCAAUCCGAUCCUUGACAUCAAUGGGGUUCCCAUUCAUGGCGGAAAAUACACUCAGUAUAACGUGCUUGGAAACCUCUUCGAAGUCCCCUCCAAGUAUGUCCCUCCUAUUCAACCCGUUGGCCGCGGAGCUUACGGCAUGGUCUGUUGUGCUACAAAUUCUGAAACAAAGGAAGAGGUUGCAAUCAAGAAAAUUGGAAAAGCAUUUGAUAAUAGAAUUGAUGCCAAAAGGACUCUCCGAGAGAUCAAACUUCUUUGCCACAUGGAUCAUGAGAAUGUAAUCAAAAUUAAAGAUAUAAUACGGCCACCAGAUAGAGAGAAGUUUGAUGAUGUUUAUAUUGUCUAUGAGUUAAUGGAUACUGAUUUGCACCAGAUAAUACGCUCUCCCCAGCCACUCACGGAAGAUCAUUGUCAAUAUUUUCUGUACCAGUUAUUGAGGGGGCUUAAGUACAUUCACUCUGCCAAUGUUCUGCACCGGGACCUCAAACCCAGCAACUUGCUGCUCGAUGCAAACUGUGAUCUUAAAAUAUGUGAUUUUGGGCUUGCUAGAACCACAUCAGAGGCAGAUUUUAUGACAGAGUAUGUUGUAACAAGGUGGUAUAGGGCUCCUGAGUUGUUACUCAACUGCUCAGAGUACACUGCAGCAAUUGAUAUAUGGGCAGUGGGGUGCAUUUUGAUGGAAAUUAUUAAAAGAGAACCUCUCUUUCCUGGCAGAGACUAUGUUCAGCAAUUGUCCCUUAUCACUGAGCUAUUAGGUACCCCAGAAGACUCAGAUCUCGGGUUCCUUAGGAGUGACAAUGCUCGGAAAUAUGUAAAACAGCUUCCUCCUGUUCCAAAACAAUCAUUUUCUCAGAUGUUCCCGGAUAUGCCCCCCUUAGCCAUUGAUCUUGCAGAGCAGAUGCUGGUGUUUGAUCCUGCAAAACGUAUAACUGUUGAGGAUGCCAUGAAUCACCCAUUUUUAUCAAGUCUUCACAAAAUCAACGAAGAGCCCACUUGCCCUUCUCCCUUUGUCUUUGACUUCGAACAAGCAACUCUAGACGAAGAAGACAUAAAGGAGCUCAUAUGGAGGGAGGCCCUAAAGUUCAAUCCAAUCGACGAAGAGUUGAGAAGUUGAGAUCUCAUCCUUUUUUAGGCUUUGUUUUGUUUCAUCACUGCUGGUAAUGAUUUUAGCUUCAGAAAGGCGAGCUGAUUUGUAAUGUUGUUGUGUUGAGAUGUUUCGU
Messenger RNA from Cuscuta campestris, 2088 nucleotides. The record is from the annotation of a GenBank genome assembly. NCBI's taxonomy places the organism in Eukaryota, Viridiplantae, Streptophyta, Magnoliopsida, Solanales, Convolvulaceae.